AUGUCCCCUGCCUCUCGUACCUUUUCGCCAAUGGGCUGGCCACCGCCUAGUGCUCGCUGCCACAAAUGUUGCUGGGGUAUUGUGUCCCUGGCCGACGCCUCUGAACAAAUGGCUGUCCUCGUCUCGCAAAUGUUCUACCGACACACUGCGACGCCAACGAGCCAGCCCCUGCGCAUGGCGAUCAUCACUCGUCUCCCUGUGCGCUCGGCUCUUCUUGGCUCUCUGCCUCUUGAGCGUCAUCCCUGUACGCCACAGGGCUGUCCCGUGUCUCAGUAUGGGAUGGAGCUUUCUGGUUAUCCUUGUUCUCCCAGAACCUUUAUCGUUUUCCCUUUUAAGGCCUCCUUCUGCUCUCCACCACAAGUUGGCUCGCUCACCUUGUCAAAUGAGCACACUGUCGGACCGCAGAGACACAGGUCUCUUUGCAAAGAACGGAUCCACCGUGCUUGCACGACCACAAAUAUGAUGUGUUUGCCCGUGAUUACUUAUCGAGCAUGGCCCAAGACCUAUGAGCUUGGAAGAUCAACAGGCUGUCGACAUUUCAUUGUGAUGCAUGGCCCGCGUGACCGCUUUUCCCCGGCAGCAAGCAAGGCGUGCAAGGCACCAGCCCUUCAGGACAUGCGAUGA
Molecule: messenger RNA, 624 nt
Organism: Microdochium trichocladiopsis
Lineage: Eukaryota; Fungi; Ascomycota; Sordariomycetes; Xylariales; Microdochiaceae
Exons: 3
Coding region: 1-624 (207 amino acids)
Source: RefSeq, a predicted model, not a curated record